GCUUAUUUGGGAUGCAUAUUACAGGGAGUAAUACACAAGUGUAUAUGUGUGUGCAUGCAUGUGUUUGGGAGGGGGAGAAGUAGGUACCACAGGAGUUUGGUGAGUAAAUCAGAAUAUCUGACUAGUCCCCUGGGUCUGGGUGUGGAUGGUAUCCCGCGCUCAGCUUCCCAAGAUCCUGAAAACACAUGUUGCGCAUCAUAUCACACUACCAUGCCCACCCACAUAAACAAGCCACUCGGACUUAUCCUCGUUCAUGUCAACUUCUUACACAAGCAAACUGAAACGUUCACUGACUGCAAACCAACAACCUGGUCCACAGUGGUCAGACUGCAUUCCUUUCCAUCGCAGACCCCACACAGGUGCUUGAGUUACAGUCACCAAGUAACAGAAACGUCACGUGAAAACUGUCAUCCACAUCGGGUGCUUCUCUCGGGCACUGUUUGUGCGGAUAUUCACACCACGGAAAUUAAAACAUCUAUUCCAAUACUGAUCUCUUCUGUUGCCUUACCAACCACAUACAUCUAGUCAGGUAAGCCAUAAGCAGAUGUUUUUCCGAUGAUAGAAUCCACACAUUUCUCUUCAGCAAAACUGACAAUGCCAAGAUGUAAAAAAAAGAAAAGAAAGAAAAAUGACCGCUACUAUUUUACAUUUCUGCUUAUUGUUGUUCAUUUAGCGUCAAUCUUGGAAUGGAAUAAGCCAUACCACUUAUUUGUGGCAACUAAUCCACAGCAACAGAGAAGGAGUACAGUACAUUUUGAAGAGAGCUAUCCCACAUUCUUUUUCAAACUGUGGUCAACCUCCCUUAAGUGGAAAAUUCGUAAAUUCUGUUUUGUUGUGUGGAUUAUUUUUAUCACCAAAUCAACAACCCUGCCCGUUGUUUCCAGUCUCCUCAGAGAGGGCGGGUUUAUCACCCAUGGUAAUAAGAGGCGGAGACAGACACCAUGGAAAAUAUAGGACUUGCAGUUAGAGGAUGGGCGGGAUUAUGGCGUCAUACCUCAGGACUGCCUUGACUCUGUGAUGUCAACUUGAUUUGCAGGACUUAUUCUGAAUCAGAGAGUGUGAAUAUAAUUUAUCUACAUCUUAAAGCAAGUGAAGCAUUUGACUACCAGCAUCGUCAUCUUCAUCAUCCUCAUGCCCAUCAUGGCUACUACAGCCACCACAGGGUCUAUGCUGCUACAGCCUAUCGGUAAUGCAAUCAACCUCCCCAUAGACCAGGUGAACUUUGUGGCGUGCCAACUAUUUGCCUUGCUAGCAGCAAUUUGGUUUCGAAUUUACCUACAUCCAAGCAAAACUAGCACCUUUAUCAGGCAUGUUGUUGCCACUUUCUUGGGACUUUAUCUUGCACUAUUUUGUUUUGGAUGGUACGCCAUACAUUUUAUUAUUCAAAGUGGAAUUUCUUACUACAUCAUGAUUUUAGCAGGGCCAGAAAGUAUGCACAGAUACUGCUUCAUAUUUGCUUUGGGAUACCUCACCUUGUGCCAAAUCAGUAGAGUCUAUAUCUUUGAUUACGGGCAGUAUUCCGCUGAUUUCUCUGGGCCACUGAUGAUAAUCACACAGAAGAUAACUAGCCUAGCUUUUGAAAUCCAUGAUGGAAUGACAAAAAAAUCUGAUCAAUUAACUCCAACGCAGAGGCACUAUGCUAUAAGCCGCAUGCCAAGUCUGCUGGAGUAUUUAAGUUACAACUGUAAUUUCAUGGGUAUCCUGGCAGGGCCGUUAUGCUCUUAUAAAGACUAUGUUACUUUCAUUGAAGGCAGAGCAUAUCAUCUGAAACACAUGGAAGCGAAUGGAGAAGGAGACAGAAAGUAUGAACAAGCAGAACCUUCUCCAGAUGUGGCUGUGGUACAGAAGCUCCUUGUGUGCACCAUUUCUCUGUUUGUUUACCUCACAGUAACAAAGCUGUUUCCUGUGGAUCGCAAUAUUGAUGACAACUAUAAGGCAAAAACAUCACUACCAUUACAGCUUGUAUACCUGUAUAUAUCUCUGAUGGCUGCCAGACCCAAGUACUAUUUUGCCUGGACUUUAGCUGAUGCGAUAAACAAUGCAGCAGGCUUCGGCUUCAAUGGUUAUGACAAACAUGGACAAGCACAAUGGGACCUGAUAUCCAACCUGAGAAUUUUAAAGAUAGAGUUUGCUACAAGUUUCAAAAUGUUUAUUGAUAACUGGAAUAUCCAAACAGCUCUGUGGCUAAAGAGGGUUUGCUAUGAACGAGCCUUCAUACAUCCAACGGCAGAAACCUUCAUGCUUUCAGCAGUUUGGCAUGGUGUAUAUCCAGGAUAUUACUUAACGUUUUUUACAGGAGUCUUUAUGACAUUAGCUGCAAGAAAGAUUCGCAACAAUGUCAGGCACUACUUCCUUGAAUCCACAAGACUCAAACUACUGUACGAUAUUGUAACGUGGGUAGCAACACAGUUAGCAAUUAGCUACACUGUCGUCCCUUUUGUACUUCUUUCUGUAGAACCAUCACUCAGAUUUUACAGGUCCUGGUUUUACUUUCUGCAUAUUGUCUGUGUGCUAGUCAUUUUUUUGUUACCUACAAAAGGAAGACCAAAGGUAAUGGAGCAACAGAAAGAAAACAAUCCAUCACAUGAACCACAAGAGCUGGAGGAAAAACAGAAAUGGUCUCAAAACAGCCAUAGUACUAACUGGAAUCAGAGCCAAAAAACAUUGUGAAGGCAUAGCACACUUAACGUGCUUCAUGAAUGGACUGCAAGAUGCACAGACAGUACUUUUAUUGCAGAAAAUCUACUUUCACAAUGUAGAGGGCUCGUAAUCUUCUGGGAAACUUGAUAAGUGAAAGGAGGGCCAUGCCGUGACAUAGAAGCAAUUGAACCAAUACCACAAAAAUAAUUGAACUAUGGGGAGACAUUCACAAGGCGAACUAAAUGAAAAAAGUGUCAUGAAACAAUAUGCAAAAGUGUGAUUGUGUUGGUUUAAACCCUUGUACUGAAACAGAAUCAUAACUUUUUCUAAUAUGUACUGUAAUGGUGGAGGAUGUAUUUUCAUGUAUUGUGUUGUACUUUUUUAUGUGCUGCAAAAUUUGCAUUAUAUAACACUGGAGCACAGGCUGGAGAAUACAUUACUGUGCAUAAUGUACCUCCAGCCAAAAGGUUCUCAGACUGUGAAUCCUUACUGAGACUGUCCCUUCUGUUAGAAAGAAGGUAUUGGUUGGGUCUCCAUGAGCUUAGCUUCUCCAGCCACCCAAAUGUUAAAUGUUCUGUGACUCUCUGUUGACAUUUUAGUCACCUUUGCUACUGUUGCUUAUCUGAUUAGUGUCAUAGAUAGGUUCAGUCUUCCAGAGGUAUAUGUUUGAAAAAUAUGCUUUUAUAUUUCUUCACUCUCUGUAACACGUCUAUGUGUGGGCAGCAGAAUGUAGAUUUCAGAUUCUUUAAUGGGUUCAGCAAAUGUGUGUGCCUGAACAAUGUGACAUGUCUUGUGUAGUUCCUGAGAGGGCAGCGUUGUGUCAGUGGUUUUGCUCUCUCUAAAAAACUAUGCUUGCAGAAUCAGAAUCAGAAAAAAACACCUCAGGAGGUCAGGGGGUUCUUAGCUGUGGUAAGGUGGUCUGAGAAGCUGGUAGCCUUUGAAAUACACACUGCUGAGGUUGUAUGACUGCAUUAUUAGUCCCUGCACUGUUAUCUGAAGAGUAUAACAUCCUUCAUAGAGUGAUUUCUGGGUGUGGUGUGUUGUUCUCAGCCCUUGAGAGAAUUAUAUCCCUUUGCCCUUCCGUAUCAUUAUGAAUGACAACAGUUGAGUUCCUCCUGUUUUUCCAUCUUCGUAUCAGUUGUGUGUACCUGAUCUAUGAGGAAGAGAGGGUAGCUCCAGGAGUCUUCAGCAUUUCCUUUGAACCAUCUGGCAUUGUGUAGGUGGAUCUCUUCUCAGAUUUCUUUAGCAACCAUUGGAUGAGACUGAGUAUUACAGUAACCCCUUUAUAUAUGUUGCUCAACUAUUCUGAUGCAGGUCAGAUGGUUUCCUCUUUCAUGCAGCUUUUGCUACAUUCUGUGAAAGUCACUUCCAGCUAGCAACCAAGAAGGUCUUCAUUGCUAUCAAAUGAGUGUCUGUGCACUUUUGUCAGAUAGGAAGCACUCUGUUAUGAAAUGCCGCUGUGCUAACCAGAGCUCUUCUUUCAAUAGUACUCACUUGUACAUAAUAAGGUUCAACAUUACUGAGCCUCUGGACUUCACUAUGACAUCACAUCAUAUCCCCAGACCUUCACUGACUGAUAUGUGCAUGCCUACAGCUAACAAAGGAUAUCCUAGAAAAGGAGUCUGACUGUUACUCUAGCAGUAUGCAAGAUUUCUUAAUCCUGAUAAUUACUGCAUGACAGGACUUAUUUGUGUUUUGUGAGAAACUGAUAAAAGCAGCUUAUGAAAAGCUUUAGGAUGGUUCUUGCUUGUUAGUGCAGCUUCUCUUAUGAAGCUGCAUGGUUUGACUAUCUUAAAAAGCAGAAUGCUCAACAAAGACCAACCCACUGCCCUAUCACAUUCCCCAGCCUGAGAUUCCAUGUUUAGAUUUUUUGGCAUGUUCAGAAAGGUACCUCACAUGGUAACUCAUAGGUAUUUUUAAGUGAAACUAAAUCCUGGAAGUUAUUUCUUUGGCUAAUAACUUGGGAGUGGUUUUGAAACCUUAACUAAUUGUGAAUCCAUCCAAUAACUUUCCUAUGUGUUCUAUAAAUGUUUGGCCUUUGAGUUCAGUUUUAAAACAUAUUAAAACACCAUCCAUUUAUUUUGGCUAACCACUCACAUGACUGAUAUUGAAUAAAUAUACUACAGGUGGGAUCUAAGUAAGCCUCCAAACAUUGAUUUUUUUAAUAUUGGCUAUACCAUUUAAAAGGAUACAUUUUGUAAUACCACCCAUAUCCUACUGAAAAUCCCCACCCCUCAGUGAUUUACUAUGUAGGUGCUGCAUCUUUUUAUUUUAUUUUUUUUUAAUAUUAAUUGUACCCCCCUCAAUAAAACUAUUUAUACUUUCAUCUCCACAAUACAGGUAGAAUUCUCCUACCUCUUUUUUACUACAGAUUGAUUUUUAUAAAGAUCAUACCUCUUAGCCUUUUAGCACAAGAAAUCUGGGCAAAGCCUAAAAUAAUGGGGGACAAAGGCUCAAAAAUAGCAACAGAUUUUAAAUA
Protopterus annectens (West African lungfish) is the source of this 5119-nucleotide messenger RNA. It is a transcript of the gene MBOAT2, whose product is annotated as membrane bound O-acyltransferase domain containing 2. Gene Ontology annotation, biological process: lipid modification. Gene Ontology annotation, molecular function: acyltransferase activity. The record is from RefSeq and is a predicted model, not a curated record. Gene Ontology annotation, cellular component: membrane. Lineage: Eukaryota; Metazoa; Chordata; Ceratodontiformes; Protopteridae. The transcript is spliced from 13 exons. The coding region runs from base 1132 to 2670 and encodes 512 amino acids.